This is a messenger RNA of Anoplophora glabripennis (Asian longhorned beetle), 1982 nucleotides long. RefSeq names its product suppressor APC domain-containing protein 2. The transcript is spliced from 3 exons. NCBI's taxonomy places the organism in Eukaryota, Metazoa, Arthropoda, Insecta, Coleoptera, Cerambycidae. The record is from RefSeq and is a predicted model, not a curated record. Bases 92 to 1423 code for a protein of 443 amino acids.
CCGCCGUCGAACAAUCACCCGCCCGUCAGUGUCCGAUGAGCGCGUGAACGAACCGCGAGUACCGCGUCCUUCGCGGGUGUAAACAACCGCCAUGACGUCACCCCUGCAGUCCUCCACCCUCGACGGUCUCCCCAAGCAGUUCGUCACCGCCAUGCGCACCCUCUUCGACAUCAUGGACGACAAAAGGACUGGCUUCGUCAAUUUCACCGACAUAGAAAACAGAUGGCAAGACGACGACACGAAAGGGUUACCCAAAGGGGUCAUAGAGAGUCUUAGAAAAGUCACCCCUCCCAACGGGAUGCUGUCCUUCGAGAGAUUCUGCGCUGGUCUCAAGAUAUGCCUUUUAAGGAACCAGGUAGAGCGACGGGACAACCUGAAGCAACACCAGGAGGUGGGUGUGAAGCCCAGCAGGCCACCCUCUGCGCCCCUCCUGGACAUCGACAGCCCCCCCAAGCAGAAUUGGACGAACACGGCGGCCAUAAGGCCCAACAACGUAAUAUCCCAGCAACGCACGCUUUCCAUGCCCCAGCUUCUGCCCGAUCGAAAAGAUACGAACGUAGAAACCGUUGACAUACACGCCUUUGAAAAACCUGUUCCCAACGUAAACAAACCCACGCUGUUCGGGCCCCCCAAGCCCCCCCGCGCGGCCAUUGGCAUGGAACGGGGGGUGUCCACGGGCAACAUGGACAGGGCCGAGAUACGGACGGCCCUUCAGAAUUGGCAGAUGGGGCUGAUGAUGAACGAUCAGGAGAACAAGAACAGCGAGAAGAGGCAAGGCCAGCAGCAAUUCGCUGGGGGAUUGCUGAGGUCGGGGAGAAGCCUGGGGGAUGGAAAGGCUUCCGGCCAGGGCGAUAUCCAGGUGGGCAUGUAUCAGAAGAAGCCGAAUUCUAGGAGGAGGGAACCCAGGAGGCACACCCUUCAGAACGGGAUCGAUUACAAUAUGCUGAAGAGGAUGAAGCAGAUCGAACAGGAGAAGGAGGUGUUGAUGCAAGGGUUGAGUGCGGUGGAGAAGGCUAGGGAUUGGUAUUUGAAACAGGUGGCAGCGGUGCAGGAGAAGAUGAAGUAUCUGGGUAGAAUGGGGCAUGUGGAGCAUUGGUCUGAGGCUCAGCAAGAGAGGCUGGAGUUGCAAAGAGCCAGAGUUCUGGAAGUGAACAGGCAUCUCGCUGCCCUCACAGAGAGUUGGGAACGAGGAGGAUUACCGCUCCACAUGAAUUUAGCCGUACAUCACUACCCCCAAACACAUCAGCCACACGAUCUAAGCGACCGGUUGAAACAACAAAAUCGACUUCUGACGGAGGAGGUGAGUAAGAAAAGUGAACGAAUAUCUGCCCUGGAAAGAGAAAAGGCUAGCCUUAUCCAAGUUCUUCAAAUGAGAUCUGCACCUUCCAAUGGUCGGAACGGACAAGAAGAAGCAGUAUUUUAACAUAGAUUAAAAAUAGGUUUCAAAUUAAAUUGCAGUUAAGUCAGUGCAACAAAUGUGAUUUUUUUGUGAGAAAAGUAAAGAAAUAUAUCUCUAUUAAAAUAAUUACAAGUAUAUGAUUGUGUUACCUUCAGGAGUAAUAUAUGUACGGGUGUGUCGGUUAAUUCCCACUGGCUUUCUAGGAACUAAAAAACAACGAUUUAAAAUAUGAGUAUUUAGUUUCAGCCAAUGAAAAUGUUAAGUGGCGCAACCCGUGUAGAUAGGUAAACCUCCCAGUGUAAUGUUUAGAAGCCAAUUUUUACUAAAAUGUUGAUUCAUGUAUUACAAUUUUUAGAUUUAUAGCAAUAUUUUUCUGUUAAUAAAUUUAAAGUGACUAUAAGUACAAUAUUUACUAAAUUUAAACUGUAUUUAUAAUAAUUUUUUCCUAGGUUGUUAAGUCCUAUUGUGUAUUAACGAUACAAUUUACUGAUAAAAUAAAUCAUUUGUACUAAUAUUUAUUCUAGAAAAAACUUGCCAUAUUCAAAUUAAUAUGGAUAAAUAUAGAGUACACCAUACCUCUCUU